AUGAUACGCAUCGUUAAUAAGAUUGAUACUUGGCAGCAAUUUGAUGAAUUCACUACAUUUAAUAGGAAAAGUCGACGAUCAUCUUUACGCAAUGUGAUACAUCAUUUUCUACUAAUGGUAGUAAUGACAGCUGCACUUACCCCGCUAACGUCAGUGUCUUCGACCGUCAUGAAUUCGAUUGCUCUGCAGUGGAGCUUCGAUGACGGUAGAAAUGGUUGGGGACAGUCGACGUCGCUGGAAAUGGGAGUGGAGGUCGACGCUGGUAGUGGACGACUACGAGGAGUGGUUUUGGAUAGUGGAGACCCAAAAUUAGCCUUCAUAGACUCACCAGAAUUGAACGUGUAUAUUGACGCCGAUGAGCGCGAUUUUCUUGUUUUUCGAAUGAUAUAUCUUGGUCAGUGUGAUCUCGCGAUGGUAUCAUUAGAGCGGUCUCCAUCCAACCCGACGGUUUGGCCGAAUGCCGAUCCGCAAAAGUUAAACGAUCCCAUUCAAAUACCUUUUCAAUUGCACACAGAUGCCUCAGGACAAGAUAAAAUCUACGCAAUACCAGUCUGGAAGCACGUUACAGGCAUCAUACGUCGCGUACGCUUUCACCCAUGUAUUUCUCGUUCUUCCGUCACUGGACAAAGCUUUUCAAUUGAUUGGGUGGCGUUUGCCAAGGCUCCAGUCGUAACUAAAGUUCGUGGCUGUAUUGACAAGUAUUUCGACAAUGGCAAAAUUCCUGACACCAGCGACAAUAUCAGAACAGCACACCUUAAUUGCACUGAGGCUGAGCACUGGACAAACGGAUUUCAUCAUUCCUCGGCAGCAGUGUGUUCGACAAUGAAUCUUCCUCGGGCAUCGACAUACAAUUGCAUGCGGGAUGGCGGUCAAAUGAUCACUAUCAGUGGCAAACAUUUUGGCACAGCUGACGCUGUCAUUACCAUUGACGGAGUGGAUUGUUUGGACGUUGUCCAUGUUACUCCUGAAGUGGAAUUAACGUGUCGCUUGCCACCAGUAGCAUCAAGAUGGCUAGAAAAUCCGGUGUAUCCGUCCGUGGUUCGCGUUCAAAAUGGACGAUUGCUUCAAUUAUAUGAUGAUGCCCCCCUGCUAUCGUACGCUGCACCAGUGAGCGCACAUUCGAAGCCAUUGAUCUCUAACGUGGCAGCCCAUGCAUUUGAUGUUAAUUGGAAAGCACCGGACGAUGUUUGGGUCAGCAUGACUAUCACAGGCUAUCGUGUAGCUUGGAAACAUUGUACUGAUGAUUCAUUCUCUCCGAAUCACGCGACUGUGGUCGGAAAUGUGACGUCUACUACGCUCAUCGAACUUGCGAGUUCCACAAGUUAUCAGGUGAAGGUUACACCGCUCACAGAAGAUCAAUGGCGUUAUUCAAACGAGUGGAAGGACAUCGACUUGUACGGACAUCGUAAACAACUCCCAAAUGCCGUAAUUGGUUUCGACUCUGACGUCUCUUCCUGCAUGCAAACACUAUCACAAGAUUUUAUAUUUCCACACUUCAGCGCCAAACUUCUAACAAAUCUCAGCGCACUUCCAGAAGCAAUUACUCAACGAACGAUUCCGACGCUUGGACCGACCGGUGAAGUUGGAGACCAAGGUCAUUUCGGACUAUUUUUGAACGGCAAUACCCAUCUUCAAAACUGCAACGCCUCCACUUCGUGUUGCGACGGUUAUAACACGAUAGCCCCGAGUAAUACAAACGCAACCGUUGCCGAGUGUUCGCACGUGUGUCUCGAGAGCGACAGCAACUACCUCAAUGAAUCAAAUCAUACUUUUUUACCUACAAAUACCAAAACAGCCGUAGUCAGUCUUAAAGCGCAAGUUUACAUCUUCAACAAGUCAACUUUAAUACAGCCAGCGUUCGCACCACCAAUUUCAGCUCCAUGUGGUAUGGCAUUAAGGCUCACUGCUUCUCAAUCCUUUCUCACGGGUGCAGCUUGGUAUCCACGACAAAUGAAUGUUCGAGAAGGCUUCACCACUACUUUCUCAUUCGAAGCCACCAAUCCUUCAGCUAUUUGUCGUAUCAUGCAUAAUGUUCACACAAAUUGCCAAUCACGUGGAGGCGACGGAUUUGCGUUUGUCAUUCAAAAUGAUGUACAGCAAGAACUUGCAAUGGGAUCGGGGGGCAUGUCUCUCGGGUAUGGUGGUCUUAAAGACGCACUUGCGAUUGAAUUUGAUACCUGGUUUAAUCCAGAAUUACUGGAUGUCUACGAGAAUCACAUCAGUGUGCACGUUAGUGGCGUUGGAGGGACUUUGCUGCCUAACCAUACUCACUCACUAGGCGCUACCAGUAAUCUUCCAGAUUUAGCAAAGGAUGUUCAUAACGUUCGAAUCGUGUACAAGCCCAAUCUGGACGAAAACAUGCUGUUUGAUGAAGCUUUCACCACCAGCACGCUCGCUGGAUACUUUUUCUCCUCAGGUGCAUGGCGAUCGGGUAUCGGACUACUAGCGAUUUAUGUGGACGAUAUGGACAGCCCUGUGCUCACGGUGCCAUUACGAAUUGAAAAAACGCUUGAGCUUUUCCAUGGUCGGGCCUGGGUCGGCUUUACUGGAGCCACAGGGGCAAAUGCAUGGCAAACACUCGAUAUUUUGUCAUGGAGUUUUGAAUCCUUACGCCAUAAUAUUGUUACGACAAAACCGCUUACGAUCUGA
Molecule: messenger RNA, 2649 nt
Organism: Plasmopara halstedii
Lineage: Eukaryota; Oomycota; Peronosporomycetes; Peronosporales; Peronosporaceae
Product: lectin domain-containing protein
Exons: 5
Coding region: 1-2649 (882 amino acids)
Molecular function (GO): protein binding
Source: RefSeq, a predicted model, not a curated record